This is a messenger RNA of Lactuca virosa, 1017 nucleotides long. Lineage: Eukaryota; Viridiplantae; Streptophyta; Magnoliopsida; Asterales; Asteraceae. The record is from the annotation of a GenBank genome assembly.
AUGGAUGUAGAACAUGAUGUUAAGAAAAAUGUUACAACUGCCACUUGGUUCUCCAUAGAUGUAUUUAAUACUUGUAUUCGUGCAUUGCCAUAUGAAGAGCCAUACACAUUCAUUUUAUUUGAGAAUUGCACUUACGACGAUCUUGUGCAGAAGGUGUACAAUGAGGAAAUUGAUGCAGUCGUGUGUGAUUCAACAAUUUUGGCCAAUAGAUCUAAGUAUGUUGACUUUACAGCAACUUACACUGACUUGAGUGUAGGAACACUAGCUAGAAUCAAGAAGAAAAACAUAUGGUUCUUCUUGAGGCCGCUGAUGGACAUUUAUCUAUGGCUAGUUGCUAUUGGUUCUCUUAUCUUCAAUGUCUUCAUUGUUUGGGCUAUCGAACGUAUGAAUCCAGAUUCGAAUGGUUCAACAACUCAGCAAAAUGGAAAACUACUAUCCGGCUGGACCUUCCUACUGAUCAUUUUAUUUGCUCAAAAAGACGAGCUUUCAAGGAAUCUGUCAAAAUUUGUAAUGUUCAUCUGGUUCAUUGUGGUGCUUAUCUUGUUCACAGGCUACGAUGCCUUUUUGACUUCACAGUUGACACACAGUCCAUACUACUCAUACCAGGAUUAUGCUCAUGCUUUAUCAGAUGAUAGUGGUGCUGAUGCCAUUGUUGAUGAAAUUCCAUACAUCAAGAUGUUUCUUAGCAGGUACUCUGGUGAUUGUGGCUUGGUCUCCUCUCUACCUAUCACUUCUGGUUUUUGCCUUUGUUCCCCGCUUGUUGAAGACGUGUCAAGAGAAAUCGCCAAGAUAAGGUUAGACGGAACUCUAGGAAGUUUGGAAAACAAGUGGUAUGAGAAUCGAAUAUCUCUUCCUUCCAGAAAUUCUACAAUUCCCCACGCUGUGACGCUUGAUAAAUUUGGUGGUCUAUUUAUUAUUAGUGCGGCCACUUCCACUCUAACCUUUAUGGUCUCUUUAGUUCACCUAAUUCGUAUUAGAUUAAGGCAGUUCCAACGUAUUAUAAAUCAUUUCCGGUGA